ACGCCUUCAAACAUGGCUGACAAAGAAAACACGGCAAUGGAAGUCGACAAGGGGGAGAAUAAACCUUCAGUUCAACAAGUUCCGCCACAGUUUAAAAACUCCCCCCAAAUAGCAUGCAGCCGGGAGCAGAGCUCGGGCCGGAGCGGCAGCAGGGCGGAGUACUGCGAGCAGCUGCAGGCGUGGAUGUGGCAGUACUACGCUGCCUCGGCCAGCUGGCAGAGCUGGCUGGCCGCCGCAGCCGUGUCCUACCCUUGUUACUUACAGCCGUCCAGCCUCUCCUUCACGGCGGUGGACCUGCACUCACACAGCUGGUAUAAUAACGGUGCCCUCGGUCUUCCGUUGUCGCCGUAUCCGCCCUCCGCAGUCUCUUCCUCGGGCAGCCGUGCGGGAGCAGCCGCCGGCGGGGCAGCAGCUCCGCCGCCGCGGGAGGAGGGACACGCUCACAGACACGGUCGGGAGUACAAUAUUCCUUCGCCUUUCCAAAGACUAAUGGCUGAGAUGGUGGAUUUCUUCAUAUUGUUUUUCAUCAAAGCGACAAUAAUCAUCAGUAUCAUUCAUCUAAGUGGAAUCAAAGAUGUUUCCAAGUUUGCCAUGCAUUUCAUAGUGGAGGAAAUUGAUGAAGACACGUCGAUGGAGGAGCUGCAGAAAAUGAUGCUUGUUGCCCUUGUGUACCGGAUAUUAGUGUGUUUUUAUGAGAUCAUAUGCAUUUGGGGAGCAGGAGGAGCCACUCCAGGGAAGUUUCUCAUCGGACUCAGAGUUGUGACAUGUGACUCGUCAGUUCUGGUUCACCCCAACAGAGUUCUUGUAAUGCCAGCAACUAACGUCUCUCUGUCUGCGUCAACUGUCCGAGCCUUGAACAAGAACUUCUCCAUUGCUUUCUUUUUCCCUGCCUUCAUAACUCUUCUGUUCUUCCAGCACAACAGGACUGUGUAUGACAUGGUUGCCGGUACCAUUGUUGUUAAGCGAUCGAGGGCUAGAUGAUGCUGAAGUGGACAGAAGAGAUUUGUGCUAUUGCUAAACUGGCAUAGAGUUGUUUUUAUAAAAAAAAAAAAAAAACUGCGUGCAGAACUUUCUCCGGUAGGAGAAUGAAGGUGAUUGCUGAGACUUUGAAGCAUUUUAAGAGGAACUCUUUCAGUUCAGUUCCUGACACACACUGUAUGUCUGCAUGUAUGUCUGCCUACAUGCUGCUUUCAAGUCCGUUUCUGUGCCAAAUGUCUGGAUACAUCACGGAAAGAGUGAAGGUUAAUGUAUUUUUUUUUUUUUUGUUAACACAACUUUUGCCUCGUUUUUAAUUCUCAUCACAAAUAAGAGUGAAUGUCAUCUAUCACUUGGUAUUUCAACUGUUGGUUAUGUAUUUGUGGGAUUUUGUUCUCAGUAUCAUCUUUGUUGUACACAUCUGUUUCCAAAAAUAUUGGGACGCUGUGAGAAUUGUAAACAAAAACAGAAUGCAAUGAUUUGAAUCAUUUUUGUAACUUAAUAUUUAAUUGUGAAGAGUAGAUGGGCGACGUCGAGGUGUGAGUGCAUGGUUGGUCGUGUCGUUUAUCUGUGACGGUUUGUUGACUUGUCCAGGUUGUACCCCGAGUCCCUGACAAAUCUGUUCUCUGAUGUAAGAGAGGCCUGUCGCAAAAAAGAAAAGGAGAAAAAAAGUAAUCUGCAUGGCACCGUACGUCCUUCCCAACCUGCAUCAGUAUCUUUCAGCAUUUGGGGUACCUCAGCAUUUGCACAAAUUACACAUGCCACGUGCACCAACGCGUUCUCCUUCCCCUUGUCAAUCCUCUGAACUUGUACAGCAGGUCACAUGAUACCUGACGUCCUCCAGUCUUCCAGUCAGCGUGUGUUAAAUUAGCUGGCUUAUAUUUUUCUAACUUUAAAUAGGAACUUCAUGUGGGGUUCUGAUGCCAUGCAGUGAUUUCCACAAGAGAACCACAUCUUUUAUUUUUGUUUUUAUUUAUCUAUUUAUCUUUUUUUUUUUUUAAAUGCCUGAGCAGCUGAAGAUUAUGCUCUCUCAGUAUUUGCUUUUGCCUUUGUAUUUUUUAAUCUCUUACUGAGAUCCCUGUGGACCCCCCCAAAAUCACUCUUGCACAUCUUUAUUUCUGACAAACUCAGGCUCUCAGGGAUUUUCUUUUCAUACACAAACAUCUAACUAACUUACUACCCUAUUACAGAUGUCCCCACCCUCCCACUUCCUUCUUACUUUUCACAUCCUCUACAGUUUUGAUUUUCCCAUCAUGGCCUCUAUGUAUUGCUGCCAUCAAUUUGAGCAUUAACGUGUAUCUUUUGGGGGUGGCCGUUAUUUGUUCCAAUAGUUGUUUUCUCGCGCCGGUUGCUUUUGAAACGAUGACCUUCAUCACCGGGAGUGACGCGUCUUAUUCGGUGACUGAAAGGCUCUGCUUUAAUGGCACAUUUGAAUAUAAAACUGUACCACAGUUGUAUUUUCUUUGCUCAAGUGGGACGUAUGCAACUGAUCAGUUAACAAGCAUUAUAUGUUACUAAUGUUUUCUUGCACUUAAGGAAAUUAAAGGAAAACUGCCACAA
Cololabis saira (Pacific saury) is the source of this 2535-nucleotide messenger RNA. RefSeq names its product protein FAM8A1-like. NCBI's taxonomy places the organism in Eukaryota, Metazoa, Chordata, Actinopteri, Beloniformes, Belonidae. The transcript is spliced from 5 exons. The record is from RefSeq and is a predicted model, not a curated record. The coding region runs from base 13 to 981 and encodes 322 amino acids.